CGAUUCAAGAUGAAUAGUGACCAGGUUACCCUGGUUGGUCAAGUGUUUGAGUCAUAUGUUUUGGAAUACCAUAAGAAUGAUAUUAUUCUCAUCUUGAAGGAAAGAGAUGAAGGUGCCCAUUACCCAGUUGUGGUUAAUGCCAUGACCCUUUUUGAGACCAACAUGGAAAUUGGGGGAUAUUUCAAUGUGUUCCCCAAUGAAGUGCUAACUGUUUUCGAUAGCGCACUGCGACGAUCAGCCUUUACAAUUCUGCAGUCCCUUUCUCCCUCUCAGGAUGUCUCCAUGAAGCAAAACCUUCAUGCCAGGAUUUCAGGUUUGCCUGUCUGUCCUGAGCUGGUGAGGGAGCACAUCCCUAAAACCAAGGAUGUGGGACACUUUUUAUCUGUCACUGGGACAGUGAUUCGAACAAGUCUGGUGAAGGUCCUGGAGUUUGAGCGGGAUUACAUGUGUAACAAAUGCAAGCACGUAUUUGUGGUCAAGGCUGACUUCGAGCAGUAUUACAUUUUCUGCCGACCAUCCUCAUGUCCCAACUUGGAGAGCUGUGACUCCUCAAAAUUCACUUGCCUCUCAGGCUUGUCUUCAUCUCCAACCAGAUGUAGAGAUUAUCAGGAAAUCAAAAUUCAGGAGCAGGUUCGAAGGUUAUCUGUUGGAAGUAUUCCACGAUCUAUGAAAGUUAUCCUGGAAGACGACUUAGUAGAUAGUUGCAAAUCUGGAGAUGACCUCACCAUUUACGGAGUGGUAAUGCAACGGUGGAAGCCCUUUCAUCAAGAUGUGCGCUGCAAAGUGGAGAUAGUCCUGAAAGCCAAUUAUGUCCAAGUAAAUAAUGAGCAAUCCAAGGGGAUCAUCGUGGAUGAGGAAGUUCGAAAGGAAUUUGAAGAUUUUUGGGAAAACUAUAAAAGUGAUCCUUUCGCAGGAAGGAAUGAAAUAUUGGCCAGCCUGUGCCCUCAAAUAUUUGGGCUAUAUCUAGUAAAGCUUGCUGUGGCCAUGGUGCAGGCUGGUGGGAUUCAAAGAACUGAUGCUACAGGAACACGAGUUAGAGAUGAAUCUCAUCUCUUAUUGGUUGGUGAUCCCGGCACAGGGAAAUCUCAGUUUCUUAAAUACGCAGCAAAGAUUACACCCAGAUCUGUUCUCACCACAGGAAUUGGAUCUACAAGUGCAGGUAUCUUGUGUGAGAAUUUCAAGUAAAAUAGUAUUAUUACCACAGAAUCUAACACAAUGUUUUCUUCUUCUGAUAAAGUACCUAUAACUGGAUAAAUGCCAAGCUAAUUUUUGAGAGUUACUGCCCCAAACUGAAGGAAAUAUGCUGAAUUUUGU
Messenger RNA from Choloepus didactylus (southern two-toed sloth), 1314 nucleotides. Its product is annotated as DNA helicase MCM9-like. Gene Ontology annotation, cellular component: MCM complex; nucleus. The record is from RefSeq and is a predicted model, not a curated record. Gene Ontology annotation, biological process: double-strand break repair via homologous recombination. The coding region runs from base 10 to 1185 and encodes 391 amino acids. Gene Ontology annotation, molecular function: single-stranded DNA binding; ATP binding; single-stranded DNA helicase activity. Lineage: Eukaryota; Metazoa; Chordata; Mammalia; Pilosa; Megalonychidae. The transcript has a single exon.